Eimeria maxima is the source of this 810-nucleotide messenger RNA. Its product is annotated as mitochondrial carrier domain-containing protein, putative. The transcript is spliced from 6 exons. NCBI's taxonomy places the organism in Eukaryota, Apicomplexa, Conoidasida, Eucoccidiorida, Eimeriidae. Gene Ontology annotation, cellular component: mitochondrial membrane. The coding region runs from base 1 to 810 and encodes 269 amino acids. Gene Ontology annotation, biological process: iron import into the mitochondrion. The record is from RefSeq and is a predicted model, not a curated record. Gene Ontology annotation, molecular function: ferrous iron transmembrane transporter activity.
AUGGAGUCCACAGCCCCCGCGGAGCUGCGUCUGCGGUACCCGAGGCUGCCGGAUGACUUGCAGGUGCCGGCAACUUGUCUUUAUUUUAGCACCUACGAAGCCGUCAAGACACGGCUGCUGCGCCUUUCGCGUAACCCCGGGGAUCCGCAGCAAAUAGCAGCAGAAUGCAGCUUCACCAGGGCGCUGCUGCUCGAUUCAGUUUGCGGAUUUACUGCAGAAGCUGUUGCCUGUCUUCUCUACCUCCCCAUGGACGUGUGCAAGGAACGCCUGCAGGUAUAUUCAGCAAUGCAGCCCGAAGUUGCCAAGAAGAGGAGACCCACUCUUGCUGACGUCAUGCGAAUGGGUGGCUUGUCUGGGCUGUAUAGAGGCUACGGCGCCACUCUGCUUUCUUUUGGCCCUUUCAGUGCCCUCUUCUUCACCCUCAACCACCAAUUCGGCAAGGCAGCCAACAGCCUGAUGCUGCCGUCAGAGGUCAAGAUGACAUCACCUUCCUCUUCUCUCCCCUGCAAUCCUUUCGUGGCGGCGUCUGUAGCGGGGGCGGCUGCUGGCUGCGCGGCCUUUCUGACGGCGCCACUAGACAAAGUGAAGCUCAGGCUGCAAGUUCAGGUGGAGGCUUCUACAGGCAGUCGGCCCCCGUUUUUCUACAAACAUUUUUUUCAUGGUCUAAUUUCUCUCUACAAGUCUGAAGGACUGGCAGGAUGCUUCGCAGGCGUUGGCGCGCGAACUAUGUUUCACUCAGCUUCUCUCUUUAUGACUUUUCUCUUCAUGCAAAACGCCCGCAACGCCUACUGUCGUUAUUUUGAGGCUUGA